Juglans microcarpa x Juglans regia is the source of this 1316-nucleotide messenger RNA. Its product is annotated as lactoylglutathione lyase GLX1. Gene Ontology annotation, cellular component: cytoplasm. The record is from RefSeq and is a predicted model, not a curated record. Gene Ontology annotation, molecular function: metal ion binding; lactoylglutathione lyase activity. The transcript is spliced from 9 exons. NCBI's taxonomy places the organism in Eukaryota, Viridiplantae, Streptophyta, Magnoliopsida, Fagales, Juglandaceae. The coding region runs from base 248 to 1120 and encodes 290 amino acids.
AUACUGUCGCGUUUCUCGGUGACUGACUUCUCUCAUCCGUUCGUCUCUACGUCGACUCCUCCUUUCCCACGUGUUUGCAUACCCUAUUGGCCCGUUAUUUUGAGCUUCGGUAACUGUACGUCAUACUAUACUGAGUUCACUGAAGUGGAUGCAUCCUAUAAAGAUGAUCUGCUGCUUACACUGAUCCUUCUAGGGCAUUCCACACUCCUCUUCGCUCUCUAGAAUAUCACAUUGAUUCGGUUUUGUAAUGGCUGAGGCUGCACCUGUUGCUGCUCCCAACGCUGAGCUGUUGGAAUGGCCUAAGAAGGAUAAGCGCCGGUUACUCCAUGCAGUGUAUCGUGUGGGUGAUCUUGACCGUACCAUCAAGUUUUAUACUGAAUGUUUUGGAAUGAAGCUGCUCAGGAAAAGAGACAUUCCCGAAGAGAAAUACUCUAAUGCUUUUCUUGGGUUUGGCCCAGAAGUGUCUAAUUUUGUUGUGGAAUUGACAUACAAUUAUGGCGUGUCUUCAUAUGAUAUUGGAACUGGUUUUGGUCACUUUGCUAUUGCAACUCAAGAUGUUUACAAAUUGGUUGAAGACAUCCGGGCCAAGGGUGGGAUUAUCACGAGAGAGCCUGGUCCUGUUAAAGGUGGGCAAAGUGUCAUCGCCUUUGUAAAGGAUCCCGAUGGAUAUGUUUUUGAACUUAUCCAAAGAGGUCCAACUCCUGAGCCACUCUGCCAAGUGAUGCUUCGAGUUGGUGAUUUGGAUCGCGCUAUCAAGUUUUAUGAAAAGGCCUUGGGAAUGAGGCUGUUGAAGAAGGUUGAUAGACCUGAAUACAAGUACACCAUUGCCAUGUUGGGGUAUGCAGAAGAACAUGAGACAACUGUUCUGGAGCUGACUUACAAUUAUGGUGUGACUGAAUAUACCAAGGGAAAUGCAUAUGCUCAGAUUGCUAUCAGCACUGAUGAUGUAUACAAAAGUGCUGAGGUUGUCAGCCUGGUCAUACAAGAGCUUGGAGGAAAGAUUACUCGACCAGCAGGGCCAAUUCCUGGAAUCAACACCAAGAUUACCUCUUUCCUAGAUCCAGAUGGUUGGAAAACUGUCCUUGUUGACAAUGAAGAUUUCCUGAAGGAGCUGGAGUGAAAUAUAACUGCAUAAUGGAGAAGAUUACGGUGUGAUUAAAAACUUACGGCGCAUCAACUAUCCUACUAUCCUUGAAUAACUCUAGCAAAUGGCUGUCUGUGUAAGCAGUAGUUGUGUUGUGAUGUUGUUCUGUGUGACUUGAAUGACACUUAUGUUGUUUUAUAUAUGUAUUGGAUGUAAUGUGAUUUGAGUUUUA